UUAAGAGAAAUGAUAAUUUCUUUCUGGUAGGAGAUCCAAGAGAAGUCGGUCUAGUAUUAAUUGUAAAUGGAUUUUACUGAUCUUUAGGAAAACACACACAAAGCUUUCCUUAUGAUCGAUAAACCGCUCGGUGACAGCAAGUCACUGGCGCCACGAAACAAACCCGAGGAAGGUAUUAUAGGGCUAAACCACCGCACAUUUUUAUAUUAUAUAUAUGUUUAUACACAUUGGCAUGACCGUUACUGCACCCGAAUGUCUUUACUACUUAUAACAUACCAAGAGAAACGUGAACCGCGAUUAAUGAAACUUCGUCUCUCAGCUGGCGUGGAAUCGAUGUCGUGAUUGGAUUGGAUACCGUUUUGAUAACGGUAAAUCCGAUUGUGCGGUGUGGUACAACAGACUACGUAUAUUCCAGCGGUCAUGACGCAAGUUGCGACCCACGGUAGGGCGUGGCUAGUACGACUCUCGCCGUUCGGGAGACCACACGUGAUGUAGAUGGUUACAAGACAAUUUUGUUGGAGUUCAGUGAAGUUUGAAAAUGGAUACCUGGGGAUGUGUAUAUUGAUUCACAAAAAGUUUUAGGCCCUUGUGUGUCACCAUAUGCACGAUGGAAUAUACUGAAACGGUGUAGACGCUGUGUUUGAAUGAAUGGCCCAGAUGUCGAACCCAACUCGGCAAGUGAAUAACCGGCGCCUGCCCCCUCUCCCAGGCAAGGGGCUAAAACCGAGGACCAUACGUGCUGCAUCCAACAGAGUGCGAAAAGCGAAUCCUGUUCCGGACAUAACGAUAACAGGUUACAAUCCGAUGCAAACGGCGCAUGGAAAUCGCAUAUUGCUUUCGCCGACUCCAUUUGAUAGUAGUUCUGUCCAACAAGAAGUGAACUCUGACCUGGUGACACAGUUCCUGCACCAGAACCCGGAGUACCUGGACCACUAUGUGGAGACGUACGUGAGCCUGGACCAGGUGGAGCGCUGGCAGAUCCGCAAGUCGCGACCGCCGUCCUCGUACGGGAACCGAGGAUCCUCCGCUAUAGGAGACAGACUCAGAGUGAACGAAAACCACCAUCUUGAGAACAAGAACUCCUUAUCGAAAUGGAAGGCGCGGAUACAAACGAGCAAAGGUCGAGUGCUGCACGAAAUCGCCAAGGAAAUACAAAACCCAAAGGGCAAGGCUAUUAUCCUGCAUGAAUUGGCAGCAUGUGUGUCGGCAGCUGUCAAUGCAGACGGGUACAACCUCUACCUGGUGGAUGAAGGUAAACAAGAAAUUACCUAUAGUCCUAGCUCAAAUAGUGGUAAAGCGUUUGAAAACAGCGCAGAACGAAUUUGUCUGGGUCGGACAGUUGCUGCACACGUCGCCUGUACAAAAGAGAUCGUUCGAAUCAAGGAUAUAUGCGCGGAUAGUCGGUUUCCAGAAGGACUUGGAACAGGGCAUAGCAAGGCUCAUGCAGUUCUUGGUUUGCCGUUGAUGGAUGGACGAUCAAAUGUCAUAGGUGUAGUAGAAUUCUAUAAGAAUUACAAAUACAGUCUAUUCACCGAUGAAGAAGAAGAAGGAGCGGAGAAAAUACUUGCUUGGGGUGGACUUGCUCUGUUCUAUGCUGAGGUACAUGGUAGCAUGAUGCGCCAAAGAAGACUCAACGAAUUCCUGUUGACAGUUACAAAGUCUAUAUUUCAGGAUAUCAUUAGCAUGGAUACGGUCAUAAUGAAAAUAAUGAAUUUUGCAAAAUCGCUAGUGCAUGCCGACCGAGCCUCUCUCUUCUUACUUGAUACGAAAUCAAGAGAACUCUACGCAAGGAUAUUUGACACGGGAACGUCAGAGGAUACCGUUUUGCAGAAGGAGAUAAGAUUUCCGAUGGACAAGGGCGUGGCAGGUCAUGUUGCGUCCACGGGUGAGAUUCUCAAUAUACAGGACGCUUACAGCGACGACCGAUUCAACAGAAAUGUUGAUCUUCAAACCGGGUACAGAACGAAAACAAUUCUUUGUAUGCCAAUCUAUAUACGGGGCAAUGUGAUCGGGGUUGUGCAAAUGGUGAACAAAUUGAAUGGAACAUUUUCACGGACGGACGAAGAAGCCUUUGAGACAUUUGCAAUAUACUGUGGGCUGGCCUUGCACCACGCAAAGCUCUAUGAGAAGAUCUGGAAGUCGGAACAGAAGUACAAAGUGGCGCUGGAAGUGAUGUCUUACCACUGCCAGUGUUCGGAGGAAGAACUAGGAAGUGUGCGAGAUUCACCCACCGACUUCAAUGUUUCAGUUGUCACGCAAUACGAGUUCUCGCCGUGGGGGGUCAGCUACGAAGACAAGCCCGUAUUUGUCUUACACAUGUUUAAAGAUCUCUUCUCCUCAAUGAGAUUCGACACCUCCGAUCUGAUUCGUUUCACGCUUACCGUUCGGAAGAACUACCGCAACGUCCCGUACCACAACUGGGUGCACGCCUUCUCGGUGGCCCACUCCAUGUACACCGUCAUCAAGACCACGGCGCACGAGUUCACACCUCUCGAGUCCCUUGCCUUGUUUGUGGCGUGCUUAUGUCACGAUCUUGAUCACAGAGGUAAGACCAACGCCUUCAUGGUGAAGAGUGCCUCGCCCCUAGCUGCAAUAUAUUCGACGUCGACCAUGGAGCACCACCACUUCAACCAGACAGUGACCAUCUUGCAGCAAGAAGGUCACAACAUUUUCAAGCAUUUGACAUCAGAAGAAUAUAAAAUGGUACUUGGUGAAAUUCGACACUCCAUCCUGGCAACUGAUCUAGCUCUGUUUUUCGGCAACAAAGCUAAAUUGAAAGACAUUGUCGACAAGAGAGAGUUUUCUUGGAAAAACCAAGAACACAGAGAGUUGGUAAUGGCCAUAUCGAUGACGGCAUGCGAUCUGUGUGCCAUGUAUAAACCAUGGAAAACUCAGCUUGACCUUGUCAAUAUCAUAAUGGAAGAGUUUUGGCAACAGGGAGAUGAAGAGAAGUCGAAAGGGAUGACGCCCAUGCCUAUGAUGGACAGAGAGAAGAGAAAUGAGUUACCACAGUUAGAGGUUGGUUUCAUUAUUGGAAUCUGUCUACCAUGCUAUCAGAUACUUGCUGACGUUCUACUGGAAACAAAACCCAUGGUAGAUGGCGCUCUGGCCAAUUUGAAGAAGUGGCAGGAAAUGGCGGACGAAAACAAAAUGAUUAAAGACAAGGAGAAACCGGAAGAGGACACUGCAGCAGACGACAAAGUCGCAGAAGAGACAGCACGGGAUGAUAACACAUGAUCAGUCGGAACAGUGUUCGUUACAUUCCGUCAACAGUGUUCGUCACAUUUCGUCAACAGUGUUGUUAUCUUCUGUGCUUGUUUUAGCAAUAACGUCAUCACACGUGCAUAAUGGUGCUGAUGUUGAUGCGCCAACACCAACAAUGGCUGUAUACAAUGUUUUGCAACCAAAACAUACCAGAAACCCCCCCCCCCCCCCCCCCCACACACACACACACAAAAAACCCUAUCAGUAUACAAAUUCCAGUGCAUGAGCUGGUUGGUUUACACUGGAUAUGCAUGUUCUAACCUAUAUUGAAGCCCAAGUUAAUCGGCCACCUAAGGGAGUUUACAACUUUAUCUCUUAAGACAGGUCACUGUUUAAUGCAGACCAAGAUGUAUUAUAUUGGAUGUUCUGAAAGAAAAUAAGGUAUCCGAUUAAGACAGAUGGCGGCUUAAUAUUAACCAGUUAAUAUUAUAUUGGAUUUUAUGGAAAAAUAUAAGGUGCCCACUUAAAUAAGGUAGCUGCAUAAUAUGUUGCAUGCUAUUGGACAAUAUGAGGUGCCCGCCCAAGACGGUUGUAUGCUUAGUACAAACGGAUUUAUAUUAUACUCUGUGUUAGGGAAGAAUAUAAGGUGACCUUGUAACACAAAUGGCUGCUUAAUACAGGUCAUUUUAUAUUAUAAGCUAUGGAAGCAUAUACACUGUAUUGAAGCCCAAGGUAAUACAUCAAGUGGUCAUGCCAAACAUGUGGCUGCUAAAUACAGACCUGUAAGUAUUAUGUUAGAUGUUAUGGGACAAUAUAAGGUGACCUGUUAAAGCAGGUGGCUUCAUAAUACAUAUUGGUUUAUAUUGCAAUGCAUGGUAUGGAAGAAUAUAACGUGUUCCGCUUAAGGCAGGUUGCUGCUUAAAAUAUAUCAAUUUAUUGGAUGUUAUUGAAUAAUAUAAGAUGGCCUUAUAAGACAGGUGGCAUAUUCACACAGGUUAUUUUGUGUUAUGUUAGAUGCUGUGGAAGAAUGUUAUGUCGAUCUGUUGAAACACGCAGCUGCUUAAUGGGGACCGGCACAUGCGUAAAUUGGACUGUGUGUGCCUGUCAUUAAUGUGACAUCUCAGGGAUUCUAAUGACGAUUUAACGAGAGAUAACCCAAGUAAGGUAUACAUUCGUGGUAAACCACAGUACAGCUUGUAUUGGACCGAUUGCUGCAAGCACGGUGGUAUACGUAUACGGGAUGGUCAUUCUAUGUGGAAUAUAUUUUGGUGAUAUAUAAUACAAAGAAUAUAUACUGACGAGAUUCGAACCUAAGUACAUCGAUCACAAUAGCAUGUGACAGUCCAUGACGUUAAAUACAAUUACGGAUGUUUUAUAUGCACGUGGUUGUAUUUCUUUUGAGGGUUUCGUUUUCGAGACUAUAUAUAUAUCUAUAUAUAAUGAGGCAUCUUUAGCACUGAAUGUAUUGUCAGUGGUGUAUAUGCUAAGACAGACAGCGACUAUUUAUUUAAUUAAAAAUCUUCUAAAUCUUGUAUACAUGUUUUUAAAAACACUGGAAAGAAAGGAUAACAAACCAAGUGAUGUUUGUUUACAAAAUAAGGGCGGUUUCAGAAUGUUUUAAUCACUUAAUAUAGGAGUGGGGGCCAGAAAGAAUUUGUUGUAAAUACCCACUACCCCCAAAACUAAAAUAUAUAUUUUAAAAUGUAUGCUUACAUGGUUUUUGAUUGCACCGAAAUGAAGGCGAUAAACAUUGUGCCCAAUAUAAUCACUCCCAAAUUAAGUAGAAACAUGCAGACCUCAACAGAUUUGAACUCGAAGCCACUGAGAUGUCAAGUUUUAGAGAAUGCCUUUCUGAAUAUCCGCAACUCUUCAGUAGCUGUUUAUAAUCAAAUGUCACACAGUGCCUUUCAAUUGAGGUUUGGCUAUGAAAUUAAGUGAGGUAAAAAUCCUUAAUUGGUUAUUUACUUGCACAGGCUAAUAAUACAUUUAAAAUAUAGACAUGAAAUCUGAAAGACAAAACUAUUGAAGAAUUUUAAAAUCGUAUCUUUGAACAAGGUAAAAUCAAAAUGAUCUUUUGACAUGGUCCUAACUGCUCUCUUGAACCAGGUGCAUCGUUCGAGGACUGCCACCAUCCAGAACUAUUUUAGGAAUACUACAUGAGUGACGGUUAGAUACCAUUUAUCUUAAGAAUUGUUUUAAAACGUAUCUAAGGAGCGAAAGCAAGUUGAAUAUGUGCUUAAACAACGAAUUGUAAGAUAAACGACAUCAAACGGACACGUAGUAGUCUUUGUCUUACAUAUCCUCAUAAAACAGGUUUAAACUAAAUUUAAAAGUCUUUUCCAACUCGGGCCUAUUUACGUUCCAAGCGCUAGUGACUUAUGCGUCACAGUGUAAUCAAUUUUAUGUUAACGUAUACGUCACAGAGCAAUCGAUUUCGAUUGUGUUUUUUUCAUUGGAUGGUAUGGCAGCAGCGACCUGGUUAUCAUCUAGGAGCAGCCGGGCAUACAUCUUUAAAUUGUCAUAUAUGUGUUAUUAGUUUGUGCUAUCAAAAAUAAUGAAUGAUGUUCUCACCAACGGGUGAGAGAACUGAGUUACAUAAUUUAUUUAUAAGAUGCAUGUGUGUGUAUUCGAAAGCAAACUAGAAAACCCGCAAUAGUGUUAUAUAUUGUUAUUUGAAGUGCGUCUUAAAAGCACUGGACCAUACAUUUAUAAAGUAUACUUAAUUUGAGUUAAAGUAUGGAAUGUGAAAACUGUGGAUUGACUAAGUGAUGGAACUGACUGAUUUAUUGAAAACUGAGAUAUUGACGGAUUUUCUAAAUUGUAUAAACAAAUUAUUAUACAAGGUGCAUUUUAAUGUAUUAUGAAAGUGUUUAUUUAUUUAUAUAAGGCAUGUAAAUAAUAAAAUGUGUAGACGUAUUUUCUUCCAUACUCGACUACGUUAAAUGGAGUUCUAACUGCAGCAGGUCAAGUCAUAAUCGUCGCCCAAAUCGUUUGUUAGUUCAUAAAUGUCAUAAAUGAGUAUUUUUGAACAUAUUAAUGUACAAGAAAACAACGCUAUUAUUAUUAAUGUUUACAAUAUGGGAACUAUCGUCAUUUAUCGAUAAUCAUUUGACAAAGUGAUUUCAGAUGGAUCCAGGGGGUUCAUUAUCUUUCUAAUCUUGAUACAGGAAAGACCGUUUUAGAGGACUUAGGGGGAAAAGGGGAGAGGAAUAAAACAUCUCUGAGUGAGAUAUCCAAAACGCUUAUAUAAACAAAAGGCCAAUACCUAGCCCCUAAUAACUAGGGGGCGGAAGUAAAGCGACAAUGAAAGUUAAAAUGUGUUUAACGAGACCACUAGAGCACAUUGAUUUAUUAAUCAUGAGCUAUUAUAUGUCAAACAUUUGGUUGUUACAACACAUGGUCAGAGAAAACCGUUUUUUCAUUCGCCGCAAGGAAUCUUUUAUAUGCACGUUACCUUAGACAAGACAUCACAAACCACGCAUUUGAUAUACCACAGAUAACGAUGGGGGAAAACCAUAAUUGGAGAAUAGGUCCACCCAUGGGAUUCUAUCCUUCAACCCAAGCACCUCAGGCGAGGUUACGUUUUUGUAUUUUGUGGAGCCAGUUUCCCCCUUCCCUUCGCCAGGUAUGGCCCUGAGUAAUGUGAUAAGAUACCAAGAGAUUUGAAUCUGUCACAAUGGCGGAUCUGGGGCCUAAGGGCGACCCGGCACUACCUUUUCUCAUUCGGGGAAAUUCCCAGGUUGUAUUUAGUACCAGUAGUCCAUUUAGCCUAUAUUCUGCUCCCCUAACACUGAGUAAUGUGCUGUGGAGUGUGUGCCAAAGUUUAUUGUUAUUUCGCUUAUUUUAAAACAUAUGAAAGGUUCACGGGAAUAACCCAUGAUGUCCAAACAGAUAGUCAGUAUUACACCUGUCGUGUAUAUCAAGGUCACAAUGACAAACUAAAUUUAAAACCUAUAAUUAUGGUAGGCCAUUUUUACUAGCUGGCAAAUUAUGUUUUUAAUUAUUAUAAAUUUUCUUAGGCAGAAAUAUUGCACCUUUGUAUCAACUUACUAAAAUGCGAUAUCACAGGUUAUUCAUGUGGACCCGUCAUAUACUAGAAUAUUUUAGAAUAUGUUUCACUGAAAUAGUGGAAUGUUGACUACUAAAGACCAAAUGUGAGUAUUAGGUAUGUCCAUCAUUCUCUGAAUUCGCCACUGCAUAAUAAUGUAGAAUUAAAAACAAAAUUAAGUUCUUAGCUUGGGUGAAGCGAUGCCAACAUUAUAUUGUUUGUAUUAUUUAGUAAAUGAAUUGUUAAUUAAUUUUCAUAUCCAUCACAUUGUAUUGUUUAAUAAAUGAAUUAUUAAUGAAUUUAUAUAUGCAUAACAUUGUGUUUGUACUAUUUAUUAAACGAAAUGUUCAUUAAUUUCCAUGCCAAUCACAAUGUCAUAUAGUGUUUGUAUUAUUUAGUAAAUUUAAUGAAAGUUCGUUAUACGUAUUACGUGUAUUGUUUAUUAAAUGUUUUGUUCUUUUAAACUGCAGGAAUUCUGUAAAUAUGUGAAAUUGUUAGCAUGUUGUGCUAAUAUCAGACUGUCAACUGUCACCACGGAGUUGGCCAACUUGACUGUUGCAUUGUAAUUUCACCCACUGCCAACUUACGACGGGUGCGCUCAGAUUAACAACUAAUCGAUCGCAUAUACGUAUUAGAGCGCUCAGACUAGCAACUGGACAGUCGUAGAAGUCGUGAGAUCGGCGAGUUGGUCGAGGCUAGCAUUGCAGUGGUUUGUGUUACCUGUGACUUGUCACCUUAUGCAUUCACCUGUGAUAAUUCAUGUAUUCGUUAUAUUAUACACAUACCUCUUGAUGCUCGAUACGUUUAGAUACUUUUAGUUUACGUAUAACACGUUGUUUUAAAUGUUUGUCUCAUAGAUCAUGUCUAUACGCCAGGGCCAUCACUAUGAGCCCCCCCCCCCCCCCGAUGGUACAGACCGACCUCUCUGGCUCAAGGACUAUGUACCUAACAGAGAGCAAGGGGGCCGUUAACACCAGGGCCGAACCCAGAGAGCGAGGAGACAGUGGCCCCUAAAAAAACCCUAUAAAGACUGAUCAUUCAGUUUGAAAAAUGUUGUUGGGUUUUUUGUUUCUAUUUAUUUGUUUUGGGGUUGUUCUUUGUUUGUUUGUUUUCUGUUUGGGUUUUUUUUUUUUUUUUGGGGGGGGGGUUGGGGGUGGGGGUGGAGUUGUUUUGUUUGUUUUAUUCUAGUUGGAGAAGACCAUAUAUUACGAUGUUCUGAUAACUUUUUUUUUACUGCAUCCCCAGUUAUUUUGUGUUAGGUGCGGCCUCAAACGCGACCACCAAAAUUCAAAUAGAUAUUAUGUCUAACCUGCUGAGAGUUUGGCAAAUGCUUAUGUUUGUAAUAAUAAACAGCACAGGACUUUUACCGAAUUGCAAAUAAUAACUUGGAGAUUCAAAAUUAUACAUAAUAUCAAGUUGACACUUGGUCCAAAUGCAACAAUGUAAUGUCAACUGUGGAAUUAACACUAACAGUUUAACUGAUACCAUAAAUCAGUUAUUUAAUUCGAGGUAUUUGAACAUUAGUUCUGGCAGUGACUUAACACUUGUAACAUGAAAUUUCAUUCUAGAAAAGAUAGCCCUAUUUAGAACUGUAAUCAUAUAGAAAAUAAUAUAUGUGCCCGCUUAUCGAUAGUUAUUUCUGAAUUAAAGUAUUUUGACGACACCAUUAGCCGACAUUUAUCCACAGGUACUGGCUAUGUACUUUUCUUCCGACAAAUAUAUAUAUAUAUAAAGAAGAAGAUAUAAUAUAUAUAUAUAUAUAUAUAUAUAUAUAUAUAUAUAUAAAAUGUUUAUAAAUGAUUUCAAUUUUCUUCUUUUUUUCAUGUUAUUUUAUAUUUUUAACCCAAAAUAGGAUAUUUAAGAAAAAAGUUUCGGUAAACAAACUGUCCUAAGUCCAGCUACUUUCAAUGCCAGAGACUGGGAUGGAUGGGAUGGGAACUCUAUUUACGUGCCCAUAUCCACAAGGGUUCAGGCACGCCCACCCCGGAUUUAGCGUCUGACUUCGCCAGUGACCAACUCCGGGGCGGGGGGCCAGAGACUGGGCUUGGGAUAGACGUGCUUGAGCCUUAAAUAAGACAUUGGCACGUAACUAGAGUUCAAGGCAAACAAACCCCCAGCCAAUUACUCCAGUAACACAAUACUUUGAGAAUGUACGUGUCUUGUAGUCUGGAUCAUUCAGGGCAACUUUAAACAGUGAUGUGUGUGUAUAUUACCAGAAGUGGAUCCAAAAAUCUCCCCCAGGCUGUCCCAUCCCCAAGAUCUCUGAACAUAUCAAUAAGACACCCCCCCCCCCACCCCUCCCGCCAUUUUCCCCGGAUCCAUUCCUGGUAACACGCGUAUUAUUAACUCUCUAUUUAGGGCAGCAACUCAUAACGUAUUGGCGUCUAUAGUUAGGCGCAAAUUACAUCUGUACGUAAUCCGUAUGCGGAUACGUAUUCGUAAUCCACAAUGUAUAGAAUGAUCGGAUACAUACACGAGUACGGAGGACGCAUAACUGGAAUCAACUCAUUUGAAUAGAAAACCAUUGAUGCGGAUUACGCAUUACGCAUACGUAUACGCAUGCAAAUUAUGCACAAAUGGAAUAUGCGUUUCAGUCAUCCUGACGUACGUCAAGUUAGUUUCUAUGUACAUACUGUCUCCGUUUUGUUUUCUAUCAUUUGUAACAAACGAAUAAAAUGUGUGAUAUUACUAUACUUGUUAAUGUUUUGUUUAAUGUCUGAAAAUUAUUUGUUAUAAUAAAAUUAAUGAUGCAUAACUU
This is a messenger RNA of Gigantopelta aegis, 10010 nucleotides long. RefSeq names its product probable 3',5'-cyclic phosphodiesterase pde-5. Bases 649 to 3237 code for a protein of 862 amino acids. The transcript is spliced from 28 exons. The record is from RefSeq and is a predicted model, not a curated record. Gene Ontology annotation, biological process: signal transduction; negative regulation of receptor guanylyl cyclase signaling pathway. Gene Ontology annotation, molecular function: protein binding; 3',5'-cGMP-stimulated cyclic-nucleotide phosphodiesterase activity. NCBI's taxonomy places the organism in Eukaryota, Metazoa, Mollusca, Gastropoda, Neomphalida, Peltospiridae.